AUUCCGUUACAUAACAGUUGAGUAAUCUUUCUUGUCACAAUGUUCCACAAGAAAACUGCUGAGCUGUGAAAGUCUUCAAACUGAAUUCAGUUUGACCAUAGAGAAGUUAGACGCUAAUAAGACACCGAACGGUUGAGGCUUGCUUGAAAUUUUGGCUGAAGAAGGGGAAUUUCGCUGCCCAGGAACGUCCGUGGACCAGUUUACAAUGAUGGGUUUGCUCCAUAGCUUGAUCGGCAUCUCCCUCCUGCUCACCCUACCAUCCGUCAGUGAUGCUAACCUCCGAUACCUUCGCACUGUGGCCUUCUCGGUAGCGAGAAUGUCCCCCGUGCAAGUAACAUCCGAGCAGAUCAUCGGCGAUUACGACACCGUCACCAGACCCGACAAUAACCACUUCGACCCGGCUCUGGGUGUCUUCACGUCCCCGCUAAAAGGAGUCUACGCCAUCGAUUUUAGUUUUCACCAGGACAGAGUCUUCACCAAAAGUACAACUACCAAGACGUUUAUCAAACUGACCAUGGAGACGGCAUCCGACGGCAAGAGAACAUUUUUGGCACCAGAGGGACGUCCAGCUACGGUGACCUCCCCUAUAUCGGUGCAAGGGGCCUCCGUUCUGCUGGAACUGGACAAGGGCGACAAGAUCUACCUCGAGGCAUCUCAGCCCGUUGGAGCAAAUACACAACAACCAAUUGCUUUCAGUGGAUACUUGAUCACUCGCACUUUGGAUUAAUAAUUAGGCUAAUGUGAUCACUUGAACGUGAUGUACUAAGACAAACCGUAGGCCUAUAUCUGAUGGGUCACAUUUAAGCUAGGCUCAAGUAUCAAUUUAUUCCGAGCUGGGAAAAGUUAAAUUUAUUAAUUUUAUCUGGAUGCACUUGGCCUCUUAACAAAAGUAUUCGUAGUCAGAUACUGAGACCAGGGAGACCAUGGAGGUAUCUCCAUGCUGAGACAAAAACUAACUAUUCAUCAAUUAGGCCUAUUUUACACACCGGACAAUCUCGGUGGUCUAGUUGGUAUGACACUGCCCUAGAAUUGCGUGAGGUCGUGGGUUCGAAUCCCACCGAGUAACAUGCCUGUGCACUUAGCCUCUUUACAAAAGUAUUCGUAGUCAUAUACUCGGACAAAUCUAUUUAUUAAUUAAUUUAGCUACCGGGAAAUCUCCGUGGUUUAGUUUGUAUGAAACUGCUUUUGAAUUGUAAAGUUCGUGGGUUCGAAUCCCACCCGAGUAAUUAUGCCUGUGGAUUUUCCCCCCAUACAACUCGGGAGAUUAAACAAUGCUAACACACAUCGGUGUAUAUGGGUAAAACCAAACUGAUUAUUCUUUUCCCCGAUGCAAUGAAUAAACAUUUAUUAAUUAUUUCCAA
This is a messenger RNA of Asterias rubens (European starfish), 1361 nucleotides long. Its product is annotated as cerebellin-2-like. NCBI's taxonomy places the organism in Eukaryota, Metazoa, Echinodermata, Asteroidea, Forcipulatida, Asteriidae. The coding region runs from base 206 to 727 and encodes 173 amino acids. The record is from RefSeq and is a predicted model, not a curated record. The transcript has 2 exons. Gene Ontology annotation, molecular function: protein binding.